Salvelinus sp. IW2-2015 is the source of this 5903-nucleotide messenger RNA. The record is from RefSeq and is a predicted model, not a curated record. NCBI's taxonomy places the organism in Eukaryota, Metazoa, Chordata, Actinopteri, Salmoniformes, Salmonidae.
AGAUUUAACUCCGGGUAAGUGCCUCCCCUGGGACUGCAUUCUAAUAAGCUAGUCCAAAAUAGUUCGUGGAAUACAUCUUGAUGUAUUGAAUCGCAUUGCAAAAACAAGCUACUUCUUCGCAUCACGCGUCAUGCGAGAGCAUUCAAACAGGACUCAGUGUACUGCUUUUUCUGUUACAUUAGUAAUAACAGCAGCAUUGACUGAAGACAGCAGGAGCGCAAGACAACGCUUGUAUCUCUGAGUGCAGCGCCAACGGAGGAAUAUUUGAGCUUUUAUUUACUCUACGGCUUGUUGUUCAUUUUUUUCUGCUUUAUGGUUACUUGUACAGUCACGUGUGAAGAUUUCUUGAAGCUGAACGUACACCGACUUCUUCUCACCUGGAGGCUCUUGUUUUCCUAUAGGAAAUAACGCUGCGUUUUGAUCCUCUACAGACAUCUCUGGACUGGAGUCCUUCCCCUCCUGGAAGAGACGGACAACAACCACACGUUUUCACCCUCAGGGAUGAAAUAUGCAACGGCUGUGAGAAGAGCAUCCACAUUCUGAAGUCCAAAGUGGUUUUAAGUCAUGAUGCAGGAGUCGGCCACAGAGACAAUAAGCAACAGUUCAAUGAGUCAAAAUGGAAUGAGCAGCCUGAGCAGCCUAUGCAGCCAAUUAGAUGCUGGCAGUAGAGAUGGAAGAUCAAGCGGUGACACGAGCAGCGAAGUAAGCACAGUCGAGCUGCUGCAUCUCCAACAACAGCAGGCCCUACAAGCAGCGAGACAAUUACUCUUACAACAGCCAGGCAGUGGCCUGAAAUCUCCAAAGAACAACGACAAACAGCGUCCACUGCAGGUGAGCAGCAUGGACAACGGCAUCAAACACAGCGGCGGCGGCGGCGGCCUGGACCUGACCACUACCAACUCUUCCUCGACUACCUCCUCUACCCCUUCCAAAGCGUCACCUCCCAUCUCGCACCACUCCAUCGCCAACGGCCAGUCUCCCGCACUCAAUUCCAGAAGAGAGAGAGAGCGAGAGAGGGAACGGGAAAGGGAGAGCUCAUUACACGAGGAAAGCGGAGCCUCCCACUCCCUCUAUGGUCAUGGGGUGUGCAAGUGGCCCGGYUGCGAGAGCGUCUGUGAGGACUUCGGACAGUUUUUGAAGCACCUUAACACUGAGCAUGCUCUAGACGACAGGAGCACGGCCCAGUGUCGAGUCCAGAUGCAGGUGGUACAGCAGCUAGAGAUACAGCUUUCUAAAGAACGUGAGCGUCUUCAGGCGAUGAUGGCCCACUUGCACAUGCGGCCCUCGGAGCCCAAGCCAUCUCCAAAACCUCUGAACUUGGUAUCGAGCGUCACCAUGUCGAAGAACCUGCUGUCGGUGUCCCCUCCGAACGUACCUCAGACCCCCACCACGCCCAGYGCCCCCGUGACACCCAUGUCCCAGGUGCCCCAGGUGCCGUCCCUGCUCAGCGCCGCCAACGUCCCCAGCAUGGGCGCCAUGCGCAGACGUCACUCCGACAAGUACUCCAUGCAACUGUCUUCAGGUGGUGACACAGUAUUUAUUUUUCCAGAGAUUGCCCCAAACUAUGAGUUUUAUAAGAAUGCCGAUGUCAGACCGCCAUUUACUUAUGCAACCCUCAUAAGGCAGGGUAUCAUGGAGUCGGGCGACAUGCAGUUAACGCUUAAUGAAAUCUACAGCUGGUUCACGCGCACAUUUGCUUACUUCAGACGCAACGCAGCUACUUGGAAGAACGCCGUUCGCCACAACCUCAGUCUGCACAAGUGCUUUGUGCGUGUGGAGAACGUGAAGGGGGCCGUGUGGACGGUGGACGAGAUGGAGUACCAGAAACGCAGGUCUCAGAAGAUAACAGGAAGCCCGACGCUUGUGAAGAACCUUCCCUCCAGCCUGGGCUAUGGAGCUGCUUUAAACGCCAGCUUACAGGCGGCGUUGGCUGAGACCUCCCUGCCUCUGCUGGGGAACCCUGGUCUGAUGAACAGCAGUUCGUCUGGCUUGAUGGGAGGCAGUCCUCCUGGUCUAAUGGGCGGGAGCCCCCCUGGUAUGCUCGGCGGUAGCCCCCAUGGGUUGAUGGGUGGUAGCCCACAUGGAUUCAUGGGCGGGAGCCCCCAUGGGUUGAUGGGUGGCAGCCCCYCAGGAAUGAUGGGUAGCAGCCCCCCAAGCCUGCUCCAGUCCGACUUGAACGGAUCGCUGGAUCACCUGGACACCAACGGCCACAGCAGCCCUGGAGGAUACUCCCCACAGGCACACAUGUCAGCGAUCCACGUCAAGGAGGAGCCAUUGAACAUGGACGACGACGACUGUCCGAUGUCACUGGUGACGACAGCCAACCACAGCCCAGAGCUAGACGACGACCGGGAGCUGGAGGAGGGCAACCUAUCAGAUGACCUGGAGUGACUACUGGAGUCCCUCCCACUACUACAGGCCCCUCCCUCCACCUCCGUCACACUGUCCUCCUACCUGUUUCCUCACAGGCUGUCCUCCUAGAACCUGCUAGAACCAGAACCACUCCUCACCCAGAACCAAACAGAACCAACAGAACAGACCACAGCUGACUCUCCUCCCUCCCGACCUGCGGACUGGAGUAUUUAUUGAGCAUGCAUCCGGAAGACCAGGCCCAAAGGGACUCUUUGUUGCAGCCCUAUGGGAUCCCUGACUGAACAUGACAGGCAUGAGAUGUCUGGUUUUUAAAACGACUUUCAGACCUGUUUCAUUAAGAUGGCUUGGCGACUACAUACACACAGACACACACAGAGGCUCAUGGACGGAAAACGACAAAAACACGAGUCUGGAAACCCGUUCUGUAGAAAGCUAACGGCCUCAUAUACUGCCAAAAAAAAAGAUGUUUAAUUUUGUGAAUAUCAAAAAACCCUCACAGUAGUUGUUGAUGUUAGAAACAAUUGCUGGUUCAAUUCAAACGUUGUUGCUCUGUCCGUCAUUUGCACAGGAGUAGUAUCAGAAAUUAGUGUCACUGCCUGUAUGUUGCAAAAAUUCAAMAAAAAAAAAACAGUAUUUUUUUUUCUUCUUUUUUGCGUUCUACUUUUUGUAUUCUGAUUUCUGGCACCACCAACUGUAAAUGCCAUUUCCUAUUUCCCAACAGUAACAGAAGCACGGUAUCAAGACUGUUGCAGCUGUCAAAAAAAGUAGGCUUCCAGUCUGAACCUGUUUGUGAUGAAAAGUAAUUAACGUGACAUUAAGUUUGAGUAACUUAACUGUUUGUGUAAGCACCAACCAAUACGGGGGGAAAAAUGCAUUUCUGCAUAUUCUUCUGCUGUUCUCUUUUACCUCCUUGUUCUAAAGCUUUGUCUACCUGCAAACAGUCACAGGCAACAGCUAGAAACCAAAGCCAACACUAUCAAUGGCCAAUAGCUUAGACAGAAGCCACCAGACUCUUUGGUCAGCCUUCUGUGACUUUAACUAGUACAAAGAGAAGCUUUCCGCAAACUACCUUCUAAAUAACCUCUGGGAUCGUUUAAUUUAGCCCUGUACAAAGAUGAUUCAAGAAAAAAAUACAAGAUUUUGAUGYGUAAUUUGAUAACUUGUAGUGUCCACUUGGAGUUUAGGGCGAGAGAGGAGAGGUGAUGUGAUAUGUAACUACAGGCUAUGUGAUAGGGACUGGUAGAAAGCAGCUCUACUGUAAAAGUGGAUCAUGACCAAAAUGAACAUUUGUGUGUUCAAUGGAAGUGCAGAAAAUUGUGUUGUUGUGAAGAUUGUUUUUGAUUUCUUUGUUUUUGUUUUUCCGUUACCCAUCAUGUCAUAGUUUUCUCUAAUCUAGUGAAUAUGUCAUGUUUAGUGGGACUGUCAAAUGUGUCAUGUCUUAUUUCCAUGCGGUUUGUUUAGAGCCGCGUUUGAAACCGAAACUGAAAACAUAGUAACCAAACAUUUAAAAUAUCUAGUAAAGCCAAAUAAGUCAUAAUUUCAAGUUGAUAUGAAAUGAUGUGGCUUGGUUAUCACGUAAAAGCAAAUAAUAUAGCCAUUGUAGAAGAGGGAUAUCAAAGGUGAAAAGAAGCCUUUUCUAGGUGAUAUUUGCUUUAUUCUAUAGUUUAAAUACUUCAYUGUCUAAUCCAUAGCUUCUUAACUAUAUAGAUACAGUCAGUGGUAGCAUAGGAGAAGCUAUCUUUAACUGCACUGYAUUCUGUAUAGGCUAAAUGUCAUCUAGAAAAGUGGAUGUUGUUGCUUUAAUGGUCAUUUCCGUUUUCAGUCAAACCAAAGUUACACAAGAUUCUGCCUCUGGUUAUGGGAUAGACACUCUAGAAAUGACACACACAAACCCUUUCAAAGGCACACACACACACACACACACACACACACAGUCCUGUGUGUUUGGUCUGCCAGCUUUCCUGGUCCUUGUUAUGGUAACCUUCAGAUGCAGAAAAACAGAUACUGUCAAAUAACUGACUGAGUUGUAUUGUAUUUUAACUAUCAGUGUGUGUCUGCUUUGUGCGUAUGUAUGGAAACAUACUGUGCAUAUAUGUUGUUUUCGAGUGUUGUGCCAAGCCAGACAAGUUGGCUGCUAGAGCUUAGCGCACUACUACAUACAUAACCAAACACACAUGCAUAACCAAACACACGUUACACACACAGUCAUGCCAGUUCCACUUCAAGAGGGUGCUGGGCCCAGGAACAAAGCUUCUCCCUUAUGUACUUUGAUGGAGUCAGCAAAAUGACUUGAAGACAACGUUCAUAAUAUUCUUAUCACACCAAAUAUAAGGACACAGCGUCUUUCAAAAAAAAAAAAAAGGAUUCUCCCACUUAACCCCAAAAAUGAAGGCUUUCUAAAAGGUUCUACCUCUGCACAACCAAUUCAGAACAAUUAAAUGGCAGAUUGCACGUUGAGUUAUUAGAAAGCCACAAGAGCUGUUACACUUUACUCAAUGGACAUGGCUCAACGGACAGUUUACAUUCCCAACAUCAGAUACAGAAAGAAGAUUAGUAUUGUAAUAGGUUGUCCUCAAACAUUUGUAGAAUGAUAAUGUAAAAAUACCUUUAAGGGAAUAUUGUGUUUUAAAAUGCAUGUCUAAAAUAAUUUGGUGGACAGGAAAACAAUCAUUAACAAAUAAAAAUAAUAUAAGAAAUACAAAUGAUCAGGAGGAUGACCUAAAUGUAAGUACAAUGCAUAAGAAUGCGUACCUCAACUAUACUGUUUGGGAAGGAAAAAACUGUCAGCCACAGAAUGCAUAUUACCUGUAGAUUUUGCAUGGGUUUUGUAAAAAUAAAAAUGUCUAAAAUAGUUGCUUGCACAUAAUACCAGAAAGAUCCCAGAACUGCAAUCUGCUCCUCCACUAGAUUUUAGGAUUGUCUGGAUUUUCUGGGAUGAUUUUGUCUGUAUUUUGAUAACUGUGCAUACUAUGUAAAAAUGUUGGUGGACCCAUAAAAUUUACCAGACUUUUUUCUAAGCGAAGAAAAAAAAAAUCUGUGUUUCUUUUCUGAAUUUCAUGAUUUUUUACUGUUCUCUCAUUGCUCGCUAAGAAUAGCAAACCUGCUUUUUCUGCAUCUGCUUUGCGUAGCUGUAAGGCUUAACCUAAUGUGUGUAUUUAUUGCUUGUACCUCUGUGCAUACUUUAUGAAGUAUUAUGUCAGGCAGUUGAGUCCUGUAUACUUUCUACUACUAUCAUUCUCUAAUAAUUGGGAACAUGAUCCCUCUAUGUAUACAGUAAAUUGGGACUGUAGCAAACACAUAUGUUUAUGUAAUUGGUGAAUACAUUUUAUGUUUUUUUGUUUUAUUCCUUUAGGAUCGAGGUUAACUCAUUUUUGAUACCUUCAUUACCGUGUACUGUGUCCAUGCGUUAAAGAUUCUCUGACACUAGAAGGUCAUGGUUGAGAAUUGUAACAGUCGUUAUUAUUUUCUGUAUUCAUGGCUUUUCACUGCUGACUAAAAUAAAGGACCAAAACUAGGAUUUUGAAAAGCAA